This is a messenger RNA of Vidua chalybeata, 7927 nucleotides long. It is a transcript of the gene BTBD7, whose product is annotated as BTB domain containing 7. The record is from RefSeq and is a predicted model, not a curated record. Gene Ontology annotation, molecular function: protein binding. Lineage: Eukaryota; Metazoa; Chordata; Aves; Passeriformes; Viduidae. Gene Ontology annotation, biological process: morphogenesis of a branching epithelium.
GCGGCCGGAGCGGGGCCGGGCGGGAGCGGGCGGCGCUGAGCGGGAGGAUGGCGGCGGCGAGCGGCUGCCGGAGAAAUGGAGGAACAGAACGCUGGACCUGGGAUUGAAGAUUUAUAAAGGAUUAUGGGAUUAUACAUUGAAGAGCCAGCAGGCGGAAUGCCUGAGUGACUGAAGAAAAUGGGUGCUAAUGCAUCUAACUACCCUCACUCGUGUUCCCCAAGGGUAGGGGGAAAUUCACAGGCACAACAGACAUUCAUAGGGACAUCAUCCUACUCUCAUCAAGGUUUUGGCUGCGAAUCAAAGCUGUAUAGCCUUGACCAUGGCCAUGAAAAACCUCAAGACAAGAAAAAGAAAACCUCUGGCCUUGCCACCCUCAAAAAGAAGUUCAUUAAGCGUCGGAAAUCGAGCCGAUCUGCUGACCAUGCCAAGCAGAUGCGUGAGCUCCUCUCAGGCUGGGAUGUCAGAGACGUUAAUGCAUUAGUAGAAGAAUACGAAGGAACAUCAGCCUUAAAGGAACUUUAUCUACAAGCUAAUUUGGCAAGACCAGAAGCCAGGACGCUACAAAAAGACAUGGCUGAACUUUAUCAAUACAAAUAUUGUACUGAUGUAGACUUAAUAUUUCAAGAAACUUGUUUUCCUGUGCAUCGUGCGAUAUUGGCAGCAAGAUGUCCAUUUUUUAAGACGCUGCUUUCUUCCUCACCAGAGUAUGGGGCAGAAAUAAUAAUGGAUAUUAACACAGCUGGCAUAGAUAUGCCUAUGUUUUCUGCUUUGUUACACUACCUUUAUACGGGCGAGUUUGGAAUGGAGGAUUCGAGAUUCCAAAAUGUUGAUAUUCUUGUGCAGCUUAGUGAAGAAUUUGGAACACCAAAUUCCUUGGAUGUUGACAUGCGCGCACUGUUUGAUUAUAUGUGCUACUACGAUGUGGUUCUUAGCUUUUCAUCCAACUCUGACUUGGUUGAAACUUUUGGUGGAAGUCAGAACUGUCUAGAUGAAGAGCUCAGGGCUCACAAAGCUAUUAUUUCAUCACGAUCGCCCUUUUUCCGUCACUUGCUGCAGAGAAGGAUACGAACUGGUGAAGAAAUCACAGACCGAACUCUGCGGACUCCAACUAGAAUUAUAUUGGAUGAAUCUAUCAUACCAAAAAAAUAUGCUAAAGUCAUUUUGAACUGUAUGUAUACAGAUGUGGUAGACCUCUCUGUUUUGCACUCCAGUCCUUCGGUGGGCAGUUUAAGUGAAGUUCAAGCUCUUGUAGCAGGAAAACUAAACAUGACUAGGGCUGAAGAAGCCAUGGAGCUUUAUCACAUAGCACUGUUCUUGGAGUUUAACAUGCUUGCACAAGGCUGUGAAGAUAUUAUUGCUGAGAGCAUCUCCCUGGACACCUUGAUUGCCAUUCUGAAGUGGAGCUCUCAGCCAUACGGUUCCAAGUGGGUGCAUCGCCAAGCCCUGCAUUUCCUCUGUGAGGAGUUUACCCAGGUCAUGACUUCAGAGGUCUUCUAUGAACUCAGCAAGGACCACCUGCUCACAGCUAUUCAGUCUGACUAUUUACAGGCAAGUGAACAAGAUAUUCUUAAAUAUCUGAUUAAAUGGGGAGAGCACCAGUUGAUGAAGAGGAUAGCAGAUCGAGAGCCUAAUUUACUUAGUGGUACUGCUCACAGUGUGAAUAAAAGAGGUGUGAAGAGGAGAGAUCUUGACAUUGAAGAGCUGAGGGAGAUCCUGUCUCCACUUUUACCUUUUGUCCGCAUUGAGCACAUCUUACCCAUGAAUAGUGAAGUACUGAGUGAUGCAAUGAAGAGAGGCCUGAUUAGUACUCCUCCUUCAGACAUGCUACCAACAUCAGAAGGUGGAAAGUCAAAUGCCUGGCUGCGGCAAAAAAAUGCUGGAAUAUAUGUGCGGCCAAGACUGUUCUCACCAUAUGUGGAGGAGGCUAAGUUUAACAAGACUUACAAGAUUGAUCAUCAGGCUCAAGUCUCUAGAACUGGUCAGAAAAAUUUCAACAAAAUUUUUUUUGUCGAAAUUGAAAUGUUUGCGAGACAGAUCUUGAUGAAAUUCCACCGGAAACAAAGCAACGUUCUGAGGGAAACCUCCCUGGUUUCCAGCCAGUUUGCCGGCCCAGCUCCUCGGCAGCCCUCCUGGCAGGCGGAUGGCAAGUCGGUGCUGGAUGAGAUGAUGGUGGAGCAAACCGACCUGGUCCGCCUGCGGAUGGUGCGGAUGUCCAACGUGCCCGACACGCUGUACAUGGUGAACAACGCGGUGCCGCAGUGCUGCCACGUGAUCACCCACCAGCAAGUCAGCACCAACCAGACCAGUCCUCCCUCAGUUAUAGCCAACGAGAUCCCAGUUCCCAAUCUCCUGGUUGUGAAAGAGAUGAUCAGGCGGCUGCAGGAGCUGCGCCACACCGAGCAGGUGCAGAGAGCCUACGCUCUGAACUGUGGGGAAGGCGCCACCGUCAGUUACGAGAUCCAGAUCCGAGUGCUGCGGGAAUUCGGGCUUUCUGAUGCUGCUGCCGAGCUCCUGCAGAAUCCUCACAAAUUCUUUCCUGAUGAGCGAUUUGGGGAUGAAAGCCCACUGCUGACAGUGAGACAGUCUGGACGAUGUCGCGUCAACAGCACUCCCACUGCAGAAACCAUGUUUACAGAACUGGACUCUUUCGUGGCCUUCCAUCCACCACUGCCCCCUCCUCCACCUCCAUACCACCCACCAGCAACUCCUAUUCACAACCAGUUCAAAGUGGGCUGGAAACAAAGGGUGCCAAGUCAACAUCCCUCCCGUUCCUUUUCUUACCCGUGUAACCACUCGCUGUUCCACUCGCGGACCGCCCCCAAAGCUGCCCCUCCUGUUUACCUGCCCGGCGCCAAGGCAGCGCCUCCCGACUGCACCAACACCGCGGCUCUGGGGCGCCAGACGGUGGCAGCAGCAGCAGCAGUGAUGGCAGCUGAGAAACAAGUAUGUACUCAGCCCCUGCUAAAUGAACUGAUGCCAGACAUUGCAAUGGGUGUGUCAGCAAUGUCUUUGAAAGACAGAAGAUUACCAGAGCUCACGGUGGACACGGAGCUAAGCCAGGCGGUUACAGAGGUAGGGCCCGGCCCACCCCAGCACAUUUCAUGCAUUCAGAACAGACACAUGCCUACUUCUCGGAAAAAACAUGCAAUAGAGCAAAAAAUAGAUUCUCGAGAAAACCCGCAGGAAUAUCCUGACUUCUAUGACUUCUCUAAUGCUGCAUGCAGACCCUCUACUCCAGCACCCAACAGGCACAGUCCUUCACCUUCACAAGGCAUUUAUUUUGGCCCAGAUUUGUACAGCCACAAUAAGGCAUCACCAAGUGGCUUAAAGUCAGCCUAUCUACCUUCCCAGAUAUCUCCUAAAAAGCAAGAAGAUUCUAGGAGGGAGUACCUGCUCUCACAAGAUGGGCAUCAACACAGGCAAAAGAAUGAGCCAAUACACCUCGAUGUCUUAGAACAGCCUCCCCAGCGACUGGACUUGGCACUGGCUACCCAGGAAAAUGCUGGGAAUGGCCCUGUUCAUGUCAGGGGAAGAACAAAAAUGGAAACGGAUUUAACCUAUGGGCUGACCUCCAACAGACCUUCACUCUCUGCAUACAACUCUGAGGCGCCAGAAGAGAGACCCAGUAGGAGACUGGCAGAUGAUGAGCCAUUGGAACAUGGAGCACAGAGAAAUGCAGAUUUGGAAAGGGAAGAUGGAGUAAGCAGAGGAAGGAGGUCUCCAAACAAACCAGACUUCCUGUACAAAAAAUCUGCCCUAUGAAAGCAACCUCCACUAUUUCUCUGUGCCUAAGAGUUGUAAACAUCCCAUUCCUUGCAACUUUUGGCCUGACUUCUGUCAGAGAAAUUCUUUCAUGCCAGCAGAAAAAUUCAGCUUUGCUCACUUGUUUUGUACAUACAUUGCUUUAUUAGAGACAGCAUGUUAUCAGUUUGGUUUUGAUGCUGCUUCUGGGUUUAUUUUGUCGCAAUUUUUUUUUGUGGAGCAGAUUUAAUUAAGCCUUUUAAAAAAACAGAAACUGGUACCUUUUUUCUACAACCUGGUAGCCUUUUGCACCUGUACAUCUAUUUUAGUGUAUUAGUUUUGUACUAAUAUGUUAAACUUUAAUGUCACAUUUAAAGGACUGUAUUUUCAUACUUUUACAUUUACCCUUUCACAUGCUGAUUCUCUAUGUGCAUUGGUUUGCACAUUAUGAAAUGUAUUUUCUUAUGAGAUAAUAACAGUGAGUUUAUUUUUUAAUUAUAGGAAUUCCAAAGAACAGCACAUCAAAAAACCUACAUUUUGAGUUGGAUUUUUUUGUUUGUUUGUUUAGAUUGAAAUCUUCCUGAUUUUUACGACUAUGGCAAGAAUCCAAUCUAAUAUUUUGUUUGAAAAGUUCUGGCAGCUGGUCUUAUCUUUGUAUGCAUAGCAAACCUACUUCAAAAAUUAUAUUUGAGGUUUUAAAAAUCAAGAGGGAUAUUUAGGAAUCCAAAUUCCUGUGAAAUUCACUGGAAUAUGACAGUAAGAGUCUGUUUACUUUUGUUUUGGCUAUGACCAUGGACGACUCCAUGACCACCUGGAAGCAGGAAGCACUUACUAGACAGACUAGAAUUGUUGAUUUGCCCAUUUAGAAAUAAAUCUAGAAAUACUGUAAAAAUUACAGUAAUUGCUUGUUCUUCCAGCUGCUCAUCCGUGGGUAGGCGAAGACCAGAUGAGCGGAUUCCUGCUAACUCGUGCAGUGUCAGGAAGACGAGGCACGGAACCUUCGCAGUUGCCUGAACACGUGGGAGGGUUUCCCUCCCCGGCGGUGCUGGGGUGACAGCCCAUGGCCUUGCUUUCUCCUGCCUGUGCUUACAAAAGGGCUUCACUCUCAGUGACAGCGUUCCUUACCUGGCCUCACGUGGCGCUGGCCCCCCAGGUGCAGCUGUUCUGUGAGCAGAAUCCAAGUGAAGAAUCACUGCUUCAGCAUCACAACACGUGUGAAGCUCUGUCGCUCUUAAAUUCCACCUCCAUUGCCUGAUUUGCUUUUAAUAAGCACAGAAAUGAGAUUCCCCUGUUAACAGGAUGUGAGGAGGGAAAGAUGCUGCUCUGGGCUGGCUCCUGCCACUGGGGCAGGGUUCAGCAGAGCACAAGGGGAAGGGUUACAGUUAUGAAGUACAUCCUUAAUACGGUGCAGUUCUAACAACAAAUUCAUUGCAUUCAGGAUAGGGAUCUGAUGCCACUGUAGAGUAGCGAUUGCUGGUAAGGUCCUGUUUGGUGGGGGUUUAAAUGCAGUUUCUGUAAUGAGUUUCCCUAUAGCAGAAAACUAUAGUCCCAGGUGUGACCUAAGGACUGCUUUAAGAUUAGGUUGAAUUGUUUUCUACAGCUCAAAGUGCUGAAUACUGUUUAACAGAAAUUUUACUGCAACUUUACUUUUGGUUUUAGUUGAUGGCAAAUUCUUACCUAAUGUGUUUCAUUAAAGUAUGGAGGGCCUGGUAACAACACAGUGUUGCUGAAAUAUAUUGAAUACUGCAUAUACUGCAUUUCCAAACUACCAGAUAGCUUCUAGAUGAAUUAAGAUAUUGGUCUUUGAACCAGUAAACUCUGUGUCUCCUGCAGACACAUCUAUAGACCUGCUUCUUUGAUGGUUCUGCAGGUGCUCCUUUUGAGAUGCAGCCAUGGAAAGCAUGGUGUAGGGCUGGAGCAGAAACUUGCCUAAACUCUGCAGGUGAUGUGUCUUGUGGGUGAGGGGAGAUUUUUUUAUUUUUCCUCUGUCAGCUUUUUUUUAAUCUUGUUUUUUGCCCACAGUCAAGGCUCUGGGUGGUCCUGGCUUCAUCGCCCAUCUGUGGGAUUUCCAUGGGACUGGUGUAGAACACUGUUAAGUGCAAGAAGGUGUCAGUGGGGGGAUGGUGCUGCUGCAGGUUAAGGGGCUGAGGCUCGUUGGGUUUCUCCUGAAGAUUUGAGCAUGGUCCUGUCUGACUGUGUAGCUCUUAACUGCACACGAAGGUCUCGUCCUCACCAGCAUGAGACCAGCUCAGUAGAACCAGUAACUUUCAGCACACACAAGAACCCUGAAAGUCCCUGGACUUGCAUCAUGUACGUGUUGGCAGCUAACUACUAAAAAAUCACAGCUGCCCUCAGAAAACUUAUUAUUCUCAAUAUUUUUGCCUAAAACUGAUAGAUGUACUUCAGGAAAACUAUUUUGAUUAUCAUAGUUUGAUGUGGCACUGUGUACUUGGGCAGAGGUGGGACUGAGAUCUAUAGAUAGAAUUUUAAAGCUUGAAAUAUAGUGGGGGGUGUGGUUGAUGAAGAUGAGAAGUUUUGAAGUUAUGGUUUGAGGGAAAUCAUGAAAUGCUUUGGCUUUGGAAUAAGCUGGUGAGAAAUGCCUCUGGGGAGGACAUGUCUGUGUUUUAGAAUACAAAAUUGUUUCUGAAGUCUCAGGAGCUGUGCAGUAUUAAAAAAAAAAAAGUAUGAAUAACAUGUUUAAAAGUAGAUGCAGAAUGAAAGACAAGUCCUUCUGAGGCCACAAAGACAAUCAGGCCAUGUAGACAAUCUGUGUUUUCACUUACAUAUUUUGAUUUGGGAAGAAGAUCGCAGCUAAUGGCAGCUGAUUUGAAGUGGAAAAGAAGGAUUUCUUGAAUUACUGGAACUUUAUUUUUGUAGUCCAGAGCAGGAUUUCCUACUUGGGAUGUGCAGAGGGGUGAGACCAUUUUUCAUGGCAGCAUUAUUCAGAAGCCAGUGUUCAUCCUACAUCUCACUUGCACACCACAUGUACCUGUGCUACCUGCUACUCCUUGUUCUCUGUCUACUGAAACUUUGGUGCAGAAGCUCCUUGUUUACAUGAAGCACUUUCUGAUUAGGCUGGAAAUUGACACCUUUUCCUUCUAUAAAUUAGAUGGAAAUGACAGAUUAUUGACUAUUUUGCUUGAGGAUAGAGAUAUAAAAGUUGUUUUUUUGAAUGAGGGAGACUCAUGCUCCUUGUUCUAUUAAAGAGAGAGCUCAGACUUGCAUUUAGUGAGCAACAUGCAAAAAGGUCUUAUUCCCCUUUCCCCAAACCCAAUUCCUCUUUUCCUUAAUAUAUGGAUGAAUAACUUAAUUCCUAAAACACAUUAUUCCUUUGAAAUGUUUUGUUGUUCCACAGAAUUAUUGUAGUUGUGUAUUAGUAACUGCUGUGUUGAUUGGCAGUUUCAUGUUGUAUUUUCCUGUUAUUAAGGAUUUUCACUUACAAAAAUUAAGGCUGUGGCCACCUGUACUUGUAAGCCUUGGGUUUUGGUCCCAGAAUGUCCCAAAUGUACGUCUUUAGGGGUUUCUUUGGUUUGGGUUUGGGAAGGUGGGGGGGCAAGGGGGUUUGGGUGUUUUGUAUGGGUUGUUUGGUUGUUUUGUUUUUCUGGGGUUUUUGUUUUUUGAAAGAACACUAAUGCUGUUUGAGGCACUGUUCCUCUAAUAAUUCUAUGCUUCUAUGGUAGAGGUGGUGCUGAGCCCUGCUGGAUGCAGGGAACAGCUUAGAGGGAAACUUGUAAAACCGCAUUUGGGGUUUCUGUAAUUACCUGUACUGCCAGAAGGCAGCCCUGCCCUCGGCAGUGUUAAGAAUUUGUUUCUUGUCCUUGUGUUGUUACUGGUAUAAAGUCAAGUGCCUUCAAUGCUAAAGGCUCAGAAAACUUUCUUAAACUGACUUCAUGUCCUAUGCAAGUGUUUUUUCUACAACCUGCAUAACCAGUACUUUGUAAAACUUGUUUACGCUUCAAUUGUACAUAGUGUUUUUUAAAAAAAAUAGUAUUUUUAUUUAGGUACCUCCAAACUUGAAUUCUAGUCUUGUGUGAUGCAUUGUAAAACAAUACAUUUCUCUUUUGAGUACCAUUACAGUUGUAAAAAGGUUUUCACUGGUUCUAUUUUUCUACUGUUGCUGAGAAGCAUGUAACACUGACUUUAUCCUACGUAUAGUUGGCAUUUCAAAUAAAUGGCUUGUAUAGAA